CGCAGACGCAAGGCUUUCCGUCGUUGACUUCUUUUCCGUUUUCCUCCCACAAAAUAGAUGCUUAAAAGUUUCAAGUUUCGAGAGCAAUAUUCGAGUUUUAGUCUUUUCGCUUUGAGGGUAUUGAAUUCACAAAAUUGUGAAGUAGACUUAGUGAGUUCUCUUAGAAUAUUUGAUAACAACUGUAUUGCUAGACUUCGAAGAUGAGGAACCAAGAUGGCUUCUCCGGUCUGUUUUUUGCUCCUCUGCCAAACCUCGAGGAACUGAUCGCUGUUGAGGCUGUCAUACGAGCGGAAAAAGACGAUGAAAUAAGCGCUAUUCAGCCAAAAUGUUGCAGGUAUUUCUUUAAACUGGUCUUGACUGUUGAUGUUUAAACCGAAAUCUGGAUAAAUUCGAAAGAAAUUCUGGAACCGAUGGUGACGUUUAUUUUAAUAAUAAGACUUUAAGUCUUAUUUUUUGCAGGGAGAUUAUCUUCACGGAGCCCAAAGUUCUGUUGUCUCCACUGUCAGAUGACAGGAACAAGCUGUUUCUCAUAACACAGGUGCAACUAAAAGUCAAAUAUGCUGAAAUUUGCCAACGUUGUAAAUAUAACUAAUACGCCUACUAUGAUGUUGAGCUGUGUUAAGGUAGUGGACUUACCAAAUGAAGAAAUAUCAGAGAACCUCUUUUCAUGGGCUUACUUUAGCUUAAGCUUAUUAUUGAACCUUACUUUUCUAUUUCUCUUAGGAGAUGAUUUUUCAUUCCUCCGAAUUUCAAGAGCUGUUACAAAGGCUAAAAAUAAAGGUAAGCUUAAGCUUUAAACUGAAUUCGAAGUGGAUUUUGAAAUAAGCUUACCUCACUCUUAUUUUUCCUUCCAAGUUGUCCAUGUUCUCAAUAAGCUUAAGUAGGUUUAGUAUAUGAAGUACGACCCUUUGAAUAGUUUUGAAUGAAAUGAGGACUGACUAGAUGUUCAACACUGAAAUACACGCGUAUACAUUUGGUAGUUGCGUGUAGAACUACCACAAUCUGUAGAAUGUGAGGUACUGCUCUCAACUAGUAAUCAGAUUCGUUUACAGCUUGAUUAUAUCAUUACACAAGACCCAGGCUCAGAUGUAAAAUUUCCUAUUGUUCAUCUUUUUUUUUUUUUUUACCAGGAAACAGAGCGAGUAGAUCUGACUAAAGGCUUGUUUCAGUUUUGCUUUUCGUUCACAAUGAAACAGAAGCUCGCACCACUGUGGAACAAGGCUGGAGAGUUCCUUGUACAAGGUAAUUGAUGGACAUUUAAUAUCUUUAUUAACCCAGAAAAAGGAACGCCAAAAAUUAACGGAAGUUAUCCUCCGAUCUAUGCUGAUUUAACCCUUUAAACCGUAAGAUCAAAAUUUGAAUUCUCACUUGUUGCCCCUAUUCAUUUCCUACAGAAGUAGUGGGGAGAAGUUGAUAAAAUAUCAAGCAAAUUCAUCUUGUGUGAUCAUGUCCGUAAUUCUCAUGACCACUCUGUUUUACAAAGUAUUGAUAUUACAAGGAGAAAUUUGAUGCUGAUCCCUCUUAGGUCUUGAAGGGUUAAACUCUUAAGACGAAACGUUAGGAUAAACUUCAAUUGAACAACUAAAAUGCGCUCUUCCUUCGCAUUGCUGAGUCUGUUGGGAAUAUUAUUAUUGGCAGACUCUUAAGUUUUGUCCAGUGUUUCAUAUUUCCUUGUAGGUCGUGACUUCAUGCUGGAAAAAACGAAACUGAAUGCAGUUUGUAAGUAUAAACCUCAUAGUUAGGGCGAAAUCAUUAAGUUUUCUCGCCUGCUCUCUAAAAAUAGACACCCUGGAAAACUUCCUUGUACUUUUCUCACCACAAAAGUUAGUACUCUUAUUUUCAUUGAAGGAGGUAAAACUCUCUCCCGAUUGCUAAAUGAUAAAAUUCUUAACAUUUGAUAACUUGUUUUCGUCACUAAGACAUUCUCGCUAAAACCUGUAGUAGAAAGACGAUGGCUAUCACAUUUUACCACCAAAAUGACGUUGGUUCGCGCCGAAUCGCGCGCGCACACUACUUAGUAAAGGAAAGUUCACUUAGUAUGACAAGGGGGGGGGGGGAUGAAGAUAUUGAAACUCAAAGCUUGAAAUUUUAGCAGCCCCCCUCGCUAGCGGUUCAAUUUUUAGGAGCCCCUCCUUGGUAGUCGAAAAAACUUCAGAGCCCGCCCCCUCCUCCUUCAAUUCCUUUGCUCCCCUGAAAAAAGAUCGCUAGACUGUAUUAAAUAUAUUUACCGUUAUUGUCUAAAGCAUUUUUGGGAUGAACAAGAGUGUAAUAAUUGCUGAGACUACAUUUGUUAUAUCUGUAAACCACGUGAUAUAGCUGAGUUGCACAGGUCAUUAAAUUGUUGAGUUGAAAACCAUUCGAUCUGUAUGAUGAUGUCAUGUGUUGGUUUUCAAGUAUACAAAUUUUCGGAGCCCCCCCUCCUAGCGCAACAUUUUUUUCAGAGCCCCCCCCUUCGGGUGUCUAAAAUUUUCGGAGCCCCCCUCAAUAUCUUCAUCCCCCCCCCUUUGUCAUAUUAAAUGAACUUUCCCUAAUGAGAAAAUCUCGUUCUCGUAGUCGUCCUGGUCUUAGAAUCUAAAGCUCUCUAUUAUUCCUUGUCUAGCUAAGAAAUCAGCCUUGUGGAACAGUUUCUGCCUGUUUUUCAGUGAACAUGUGAGAACAUAAUAGUCCGUUCCCUUCCCUUUCUGAUGCCCACUACAGAGUCUAAUUUCUUGUCUGCGUUUUUAUGCAGCCUUGGAAGUAACAAUUAGUGACGACAAGAUCAGUAUUGGAUUACUGGCUUAUUCUUUGAAGUCAAGCCCCUGCGUGGUAAUAUACUUUGGUAUUCUGCAUGGUAAAAAUGAUUCAGUGUAGGUGCUGUUUUCAAAUUGAGACGAGCUGACUAAGGCAAAAUUUAAUAGUGGCUGGCCUAAGGGAAGUGUAUCCCAGAUUUAUUGUUUCGAACUAUUUGUGUCAUGAAAACUGGCAAAGGAAAGUGAGAGUUUUCGGGUAUGACAGUAUUGUCUUCGGUGGAAAAACUUUCGAAAGCAUUUAAUUGUGGUUUGCUCAAGCCUAAGAAAUUUUUUCCAGGGACAUUUUGAACUUUAGAAUAAUGGGCAUCCAUAAAUCUAGCUAGGUUUACGUGAAAGCUUUAGAAAUAGGGUUGGGGAUUAACUGCAGUGUUCAUAAUUUUCUGUAAUUUACUUCAUAAAACAGUGCAUCCUUUACGGAAUUUUCUUGCAGUUCUCCCUCCCCCCCACCCUAUACAAAGUUGAAACUCGGAAAAUUUCUGUAUACACGCGUCCAAUGUUUUUUGUGGGGUGAGGGGAGGGGUAGGGUUGGGCAUGUGUGAAUUGGAAAACACCCCAGAAAUGCAAGUGUCCCAAGACUUUUGACCAUGAUUUUAACUACGUUGGCCUGGCGAAGAGAGUCUAUUAAGACAAUAAGAGGAAAUUUACUGAGGAUAAAUAAUUUGUGAAUACGGUAAACUGCCUGUUUGUACUUCUUCAGCCAGAACAUUUCACUGCUUCGACAAGAGCAUUAGAGGAAUUUAACACUAACGAGAAAGCAGUGAUUACUGAGGCAGCUAUUUCCGAUGAUUUGUGUUUUGUGUUGCCGAGGUAAGGAGCGCGCCAAUAAAUUUAGAAACUCAUUUAAUUAAAAUUGUUUUAAAAUAUAGCCAUGUAAGUCACCACGGUAAAAGAAAACAAAUGACCAUAAAUAACUGAGUCUUGACUUUCUGGAGGUGGUUUGACAGGUCUUACAACAACAAAAAAAUGACAAACUAUUAUUAUAGAUAUUCAAACGAAAAGUUGGCUGUUUUCUCGGAAACAGGGUUUUAAUAUAUUACAUCUUAUUAUUACAUGCAUUAUCACUAGUUUUUCGACCAUUCAUCAAGUCUCGAUCUGUAACGACGAAAGUUUUCAUUUUCUUCAUGUUUACGGUUAUCCAAGCAAUAAAAAUGAUGAAAUGUUACGAUCUAAACCCAGUUCCGUUUGAUUUGUAUUAAAAGGAUCUUAAAGCUCAUUUAACCAAUUUUUUUUGCUAUUUUAGCUUGAAAAAAGGGAGAAUCUUCAGCAUAACCCAUUACCUUCCCGAAGAAUGCCCGUUUGCUAGUUAUGAAGACUUACGAAAACACUGGAAACUUAUGGUAGGUGUACGUUUGAGGCUCUUAGAAUUCCCUUUUUAUGUUGAAAAAUGGUGGCUGGUGGCUUCUCACAGCUUCAUUUAUAUUCGUCGUUAUUACUUUUCUUUUUACGCAGUAUGGAUACAGACUACCGGCUGAGGAAAAUGUUUUUUACAACGUACGUUUCUAUUACAUCCGUGGGAAAAUAUUUACGUAUCCUUUAGAUGGGCCUGUUUUUCAUCGACAAUGCGCUGACUUAGUUGAAUGAGGGUCACAAAAGCAGAACUUAAGUAAUGUCUCUUGCCAUUCACAUGAAAAUACUUUCACUUAAUAACAAUGAGCGGCGACGCAAAAAUCAAAUCAAACACGAAACUUCUUUCUUAUACUGUUUCGCAAAACUUUUCUAGGCUGUUUAUGUUGAAAGUACACUUCUAUGAACAGAGGACACAACAGGUGACAUUAAGACACCACAUCCAUACCUUACAGAAGAGUCAUUAUAUUUAUAUCUAAGAUAGCCAGAUAUGACUGUAUUUUUUUCAGUCAGGGCUGUCGCUAAGAUUUCGAGCUGCUGGGUAUAUAAGUAGGAGGGAAAUUGAUCAGCUAGGAAGUUCUUUUGGGUCUAGUAGUCGGCGGUGAAAGCCGUUAUUAGCCAGGGGAAAUCCUCGGCCCUCAGUUACAGCCCUGUUGAAUACGAUACCAGUUAUGAUUAAGUUCUUUACCAAAAGCGAUCAGAUACCCAGCUAGUUGUAUCCGCAGCAGUCAAGCCGUAGUAUCGCCUCGCUGCGAUCAUCAGCUGAUUUUUACCACUUUUCUGAGAGACUUGUCUUCCCGAAUGCCUUCCAUCUGUGGUACACCCCUAGCGCUGACUUCUGCACCUCUCUACCCAACAUGUAGACUUCAACAGGCAACCUCUCCAAACCACAGUAACCUAACAAGGACAGCGCCUCAAAUGAACCACUGUAGACCUUUCACCGUUCAACAUCAUUCUGCAUGUGAACUGACGAGGCAAGCUAUCUCGGUGUCGCCGUUUUCAUCUCGAGCAGCAUCGUCCGAAAUUCAUCAAACCGCGGCCAGCGAUGGAAUUGUUAGUCGCCGGAUAAUACCCUCUUUUAAUCCAACGAGCUUGAGGGUCACUGCCCAUAUUUCCCCGGUACCUUCUUACCUCUCUUCAGAAACUCCUUUUGUUCCUCGAUUCACUAGUAAGCAUCUGGUUAACACUGAACAUAGCAGGUCAGCCAAAUGUAACUCUAAUUCUCCAUCCACGCCUGCCACUAGAAUUGUUCCCACGUUUUCGAAGAAGAGAGUGCAGUCUUGUGGAAACGAUUCAAGAAAGAAAAAUACAACGGCUACAUCUAGAGUUUGUGCCCUUGGUAAAACUGUGCAAUCAGAGGGUGCUUCAUCCUUUCCUUCGUUACAACCUCCUACUAGCAUAAUAAGACCGGUCACAGUGGAAAACGUAAGUCAUUUACAUAAACAAUCUCAGCAAAGGAGCACUCAAAACCACAGAAGCAUUUUAAUGGGACAAGGCAUUGGUCUGAGUGAGAGCCAUGGUAUUUCGUCAAACUUUAACAGGGAAUUGACCACUGAGUCAAACUUGGCGAGUUUGCCUGCUGCGGUUCACAUCAAUAAUGCUGAUGUGACAUACAGUCCAGUGCCAGUUUCAAAGUGUUUACCCCAGAAAAGACCAGGACUCGUUAUAACACAAGCUUCUUCUACCAAAGAUCAUCUCUCAGCCCCAUUUACGGGAAACGUGCCUCCGAAGCCAAGCAACAACAGGACUGUUAAUCCUUCCUUCUUAGGUGAUGUUCUUGUAAGUGAGUCGCCUUUUUCAGGACUGGUUAGAGACCAGCCAACCUCUAUUCAGUCACUACAGCAAAGGCGCAUUCUUGGCCAGUCCCAAUCUGUUCUUGAUUUAACAUUGGGACUUCAGGUAUUAAAACCAUGUUAACAAUUCCUACAAUUUUUUUUCAUUGUUAGAUUAAAUUGAAGGAGUGAUUUUAAUUAACAAAAUACUUGAAGUCAAAAAGCAGCAUUCACAUAACAAAAUCAACAGCCUAAGCCUAAGGUGGUGCCCGUCAUGCCGUCCAGACGAUACGCAUGCACCACUCGCCCCAGCCUACAAUUACGAUUUUUGUCACACCAGAAUGAAAUAUAAUGCCAUAACGAGAAUUUCCGUGUUCUCAUUGAUAACUGGAAUGACUUCACCAGUUCGGGAAUGGAAUUUCGUCUCGGUAUCCGGGAUGUAAAUCGAUGCAGAAAUAUAAAUUCAGUGAAACUUAUUCCGAUAUCAUGCGAAUAGCCCCUACACUACCGAGGAAUUAGUCAACAUAGGAAACUUACCGAACUAUGCAUAAUUGUGACCUUAGAAUAACUGUGUUUUUAAGGUGGAAGAUUUUCCUCGCGAGGAACCACCUGCUAAGAAGCCGAAGUCAAAGCCUAAAAUUCAGGACAACAUUGAUGUGAGGGAGUUAGCGUUACAAGACCAGGUACAGUACAUUUUCAAGCUUACAUAACCGCAUAACAGUAGCCAAGUUCAGCCUAGCCUUUGUUCUAUGCUUCAGUUUGCCUUUCCGUACUGUAAAGGAAGUGUUUGUCUCUGCCAUCUAGGUGUCACUCUAUCAAUAAAUUCCAGUUGACUUGCGGCAUCUCAGGCUAUUUUACACACUAAGGGGUAGGGGGAUUGUGCUGAAUGACUCUGAAGUUUCGUGAUCACAGUUAAGAAGUUUAAAAUCCAAUAAGUAAUUUCAAAAAAAUACGCAAGUUGUGAUCCGAUCCGAUUCUCACAAGGAAACGAAUGAAUAUGUGGAAAAGUACUAAAGUAUACAGAGCUUUUCGUUUUCUGCGCCAUGCAUUUUGGAAAGAGAAGAUUGAGGACAGAGUAAAAUUUUUGGAAUUAAACGUGUUAAAAUGUUGUCUAAAGAUGACAAAGGCCGAUUUGCGUAAAAUAAGUCUUAAAAUGAAGGAAAGACGUUUCAGAGAACUUAGCUCCUGAGUUCCCCAGCGAAAGCAGGGCCAUAUCCCUCACUCCACCACCCCACUCGCCCCCCCCCCCACUGGAAAUUGCGCCUCUGGCUUACCGGCCAUGAAUGCGGGGUGGUCCCUUACCGAACCCCCUCACCAUAGACAUUAUCCACGAUGAACAAUACCUUUUAUGACAACGUUUACAUCAUUUUUAGCUGAUAGCUCACGAUCAGCUUAUUCCAUUUACUUCUUAUAAUAGCUCCAAAAAGUAAACGCCGUCACUCUCGCCGAUUGGCUGAAGAAAAGAGGUGUAGCUGUGAAAUCAAAAGACAAGAAAACAGAACUGACCAGUAAAGUCAAGCUGUACUUGGCAACAAUUCCACAUGAGCCUUAA
Porites lobata is the source of this 7457-nucleotide messenger RNA. The record is from the annotation of a GenBank genome assembly. NCBI's taxonomy places the organism in Eukaryota, Metazoa, Cnidaria, Anthozoa, Scleractinia, Poritidae.